AUGGCAAAUUCCAAUUUCCUUGGUAUUGUGCUGCGCUUUGCCUUGCUCUAUCUCUGGUUUAUCCCUGCAUUCCGAGUAUUUCUGUUGGUGCACACUUCCACCGACCGCUUCCUACAUCUUUCCAUCUACCUUGACGCUUUACAGAGCAAUCACGUCUUUGACAGACCACCAAGUGGCAAUAUCUCCUCCUCACCCACGGAGUCUACGCGGGCCGGUUGUGGAACAGCCUGGUACAUCUCCAAAACCAAGGACAUGCGAAGCCUAAACUCGAGGGUCUCGCCAUUCCGCGAUAAGCUCAACCAGGAAUCCUUGAAUCCCUUCGGAAGACAACGCAACAUCGAACUUCUAGAGGAGUGUGUCCGACGCCUCCGACUGCAGGGGUACGAUGUCGACCUCGAGAUGGCGAAGCGGCAAUUUUGGUGUAUGGCAAGCGGAACGAGGUCAUCGAACAUGACAAAACCAAGUUCCCGAGGCUUUACCAAGCCUGCAGCUCCCUUAUCACACCACCUGGCAACGGAUCCUGACUCUGUACGGCGACACGCAAGGUUGGAUCAACCACAAGCCUGGUUCUGGGCUUGCACGUCCCUUGCCCGAGCCCGACCUCAGACUCCGACCGGAUAA
Aspergillus uvarum CBS 121591 is the source of this 621-nucleotide messenger RNA. RefSeq lists its product as uncharacterized. Bases 1 to 621 code for a protein of 206 amino acids. Lineage: Eukaryota; Fungi; Ascomycota; Eurotiomycetes; Eurotiales; Aspergillaceae. The transcript has 3 exons. The record is from RefSeq and is a predicted model, not a curated record.